AUGAGCAAAGGCCCUGCUGGCCCGCUCCCUACAACAAGGGCAUUUCUCUCUGAAAUCCCCAAUUUGCCUACGGGAUCAAAGAUACGCUUCCUUGGAUGCGUUUCUUCCUACAACGUCUCAACUGGCCAUCUGCUCCUGGAGCAUAAUUACCCCAUUACAAAGCGGCCCAUCCCUUCCAUAUCAGUGGACAUCUCUCUACUCCUAGAGCAACUCAAAGCUACCGAUCUCCAGGUUGGCGCUUGGUUGAACGUGCUAGGCUACAUACGAGAGCAGCCGUCGACUAAGUCAUUACUGUCCCCAGCUGACCCCAAAUGGCCACCGCCGGCGGGAGCAGACCGUAAUUCAUCAUCUCCGUCAUCACCACCGCUACUACCAUCGCCUAAUGGUGCUGCUAGAUCGGUUUUUGUGGAGGCUGUUAUGGUUUUCUCCGCCGACGCUGUUCGACUUGGAGAGUAUGAGCGUGUGCUGCAGGAGUGGGAAGACGCCGAUAGGCGGGUUAAGCGGCCGGCUUACCAGUCGAGAGGGACGAGAGUGUGA
Messenger RNA from Histoplasma capsulatum G186AR, 537 nucleotides. RefSeq lists its product as uncharacterized. Gene Ontology annotation, molecular function: single-stranded telomeric DNA binding. The coding region runs from base 1 to 537 and encodes 178 amino acids. Gene Ontology annotation, biological process: telomere capping. NCBI's taxonomy places the organism in Eukaryota, Fungi, Ascomycota, Eurotiomycetes, Onygenales, Ajellomycetaceae. The record is from RefSeq and is a predicted model, not a curated record. The transcript has 2 exons. Gene Ontology annotation, cellular component: CST complex.